Haliaeetus leucocephalus (bald eagle) is the source of this 1125-nucleotide messenger RNA. It is a transcript of the gene FBXL17, whose product is annotated as F-box and leucine-rich repeat protein 17. The record is from RefSeq and is a predicted model, not a curated record. Lineage: Eukaryota; Metazoa; Chordata; Aves; Accipitriformes; Accipitridae. Gene Ontology annotation, cellular component: SCF ubiquitin ligase complex. The transcript has 8 exons. Gene Ontology annotation, biological process: SCF-dependent proteasomal ubiquitin-dependent protein catabolic process. The annotation marks the transcript as partial. Gene Ontology annotation, molecular function: protein binding.
UCUGUUUCUUUACAGAUAUUUUCCAAUUUAUCCCUGAAUGAGCGUUGCCUUUCAGUGUCAUUAGUCUGUAAAUAUUGGCGUGAACUCUGUUUAGACUUUCAGUUUUGGAAGCAACUGGAUCUCAGUAGUCGUCAACAGGUCACUGAUGAGCUGUUGGAAAAGAUAGCAUCAAGAAGCCAGAAUGUUACUGAAAUCAAUAUUUCUGAUUGUCGCAAUGUAUCUGAUAAAGGAGUAUGCAUAUUAGCAAUUAAAUGUCCUGGGCUCCUAAGGUACACUGCCUACAGGUGUAAACAGCUUUCUGACAUCUCUAUUAUUGCAGUUGCCUCUCAGUGUCCUCUUCUUCAGAAAGUGCAUGUAGGCAAUCAAGACAGACUCACUGAUGAAGGCCUAAAGCAGCUGGGCUCAAAAUGCAGAGAAUUGAAAGACAUUCAUUUUGGGCAGUGUUACAAGAUCUCAGAUGAAGGAAUGAUCUUUAUAGCUAAAGGCUGUGAGAAGUUGCAAAGAAUAUACAUGCAAGAAAACAAAUUAGUGACAGAUCGGUCAGUGAGGGCUUUUGCUGAACAUUGUCCUGAGCUGCAAUAUGUUGGUUUUAUGGGCUGCUCUGUUACAUCAAAAGGAGUCAUUCACCUCACCAAACUAAGAAACCUUUCCAGCUUGGAUCUACGUCAUAUCACAGAACUGGACAAUGAAACGGUGAUGGAAAUAGUCAAGAGAUGCAAAAACCUUAAUUCCCUCAAUCUGUGUCUCAACUGGAUCAUUAAUGACAGAUGUGUGGAAGUGAUUGCCAAAGAAGGCCGGAACCUGAAAGAGCUAUAUUUAGUAUCCUGUAAGAUCACUGACUCUGCUCUGAUAGCCAUUGGACGAUACAGCAUGACAGUAGAGACAGUGGAUGUUGGAUGGUGCAAAGAAAUCACAGACCAUGGAGCCACCCAAAUUGCACAAAGCAGCAAGUCUCUCAGAUAUUUAGGGCUGAUGAGAUGCGAUAAGGUGAAUGAAGCCACAGUAGAGCAGCUAGUGCAGCAGUAUCCGCAUAUAACCUUCAGUACUGUGCUGCAGGAUUGCAAGAGGACAUUGGAACGGGCUUAUCAAAUGGGCUGGACUCCCAGUAUGUCUACUGCCUCUUAA